Molecule: messenger RNA, 1929 nt
Organism: Gadus chalcogrammus (walleye pollock)
Lineage: Eukaryota; Metazoa; Chordata; Actinopteri; Gadiformes; Gadidae
Gene: pop4
Product: POP4 homolog, ribonuclease P/MRP subunit
Exons: 7
Coding region: 201-935 (244 amino acids)
Biological process (GO): tRNA 5'-leader removal; rRNA processing
Cellular component (GO): ribonuclease MRP complex; ribonuclease P complex
Molecular function (GO): ribonuclease P RNA binding
Source: RefSeq, a predicted model, not a curated record
AGCCGGUACUUGCCAACAGUAGGUGGCGAUGAUGCGCCAUUGCAGUUGUUUUCUAAAACCAAAGUAAAAACGGAAGAAGUUCCUUCUGUUGCCGUCCAUGCUGCCGUUGCAACUCACUAGUUAUUUAUUAUGCCAACAUUUUCGCCUUAUUGCUAAAGUAACUAUUUUGUUGAGACAAAGGACACUUCCUAAACACAACGAUGGAAGAGAGACUUCUGCAGUUGAAGAAUCCACCCGAGAUCGGAGAGGUUCUUGGUAUUGGUAAUAAAACUCUGAAGGUGGCGGAGCGUUUCACCCGUUAUUUCAUUGCGAACAGCAUGAAGCAGUCGGAGACACCGUUCCUGGAGGAAGCUCUGUCCCGCAAAGCGGUGAUCCUGGAGUACGCCCGGGCAAAACGGCCCAAGGCCAAGAGGAAAAGCAAGGAGGGGAAGGGCAAAGCAGAGGUCCUGGAGUACGCCCGGGAAAAACGGCCCACGGCCAAGAGGAAAAGCAAGGCACUGAGUGCCGGGGAGAAAAGGAGACUCAAGGUGUUCGACAUCAAGCCGGAACACCAGAGAUAUGAGCUUUUUCUACCCCUGAAUGACUUAUGGAAACAGUACAUCCUCAGCAUAUGCAACGGAUUGAGACCAUCGAGUAAUCCACAACUUAUCCAGCAGAAGCUACUGAAAGCAGACUUCCACGGGGCCAUCCUAACAGUGGUCCGGUCCAAGUGCCCAUCCUAUGUUGGAGCCACAGGCAUUCUCGUCCAGGAGUUCAAGCACAUCUUUAAAAUAAUCACCAAGGAGGAUCGUCUUAAAGUAAUCCCCAAGAAGAACAGCGUGUUUGCAGUAGAAGUCAACGGCUUCGUCUCCCAUAUCUACGGUAGCAAGUUUCAGUACCGCGCCAGCGAGCGCUCGGUCAAGAAGUUUAAAGUCAAGGGCAGCAUUGACUUGUGACGGCGGUCAUGGUUUACUCACUUUUGGACUUGGAGGGAGGACCUUGGAACCAAAGCUAUCAUGGGCCUCAGUGGACUGGUGAAAUUGGUGCUUGUGUACCGAAUCCUGCGCCUUUGUUGUUGGUAUUGGGAAGCCAUGAGUUGGAUUGUCCGUAUUGGGGCCCCAGCUGUUGUCACGUGUACUAUGCGUCUUGAUUGUAGUUUGGCACCAUGGUGUGAAAUAAGAUGAGCUAGAUCUGCAUGUUCGCACUCGAGGAAAAGUACCUUUAAGGAUUUUAGCACGGCUUACACAUAGUAAAUCAUUCUGAGCAGUGUUGCCCACAUUCAUGCCUGGUAUCUCUAGGCUAUCCAUCUGAAAAACUGACAACAAUAACAGUACUGUGAGACUUUAUUUUCUGUGUGGCCGUACCACUGUUAGUGGCCACCAGAGGACAGCAGGACUUUUUUAUUUAUUCCAAUUGUAGGAUUAUUAUAAUUUUUUCCCCAGAGUUUGCAGCUUCACAUCAACUAUUUUGAACAUGAAAUGUGUCAGAUUUAAGACUUAUAGACAUUUGCUAUACAACAUUGUGCUUGCUAAUUUUUGCUUUGUUUUUGCAAUGAAGAAUGGAAACUUACUCUUCGCAAAAAGGAGACAUUAAUGUAACUAUUUUUUGCAACAAAUGUUUUAAAGUCUUGUAUUGUUCAAUUCAUAGUUCACAGAUAGCUCUGGUGUAUUCAUCAAUAGUAAUAUAUGUUGUGGGUGUAUAUUACAUGAAGACACUUAAAUAUCAGGUCUAAGUAAAGUUUCAGUAAGAAGCCUCAUUAAGGUAUCACUUUUGUCCGAUUUAAUGCGACGGGAGAUGGUGACAGACCUUGACAUUGCUUACAAUGCAUUCAAGGUUUUUUUUAUGGUAGUCAACUAAACCAGCACAUUCUUCAACAUCUAAAUGUUCCAGAUUAUUUAAUGCAUAACUUUGGAUAAAAGCAUCUGCUGAUUGACUUAAAUCAAUAACAAA